Rhopilema esculentum is the source of this 5743-nucleotide messenger RNA. RefSeq names its product ferredoxin-fold anticodon-binding domain-containing protein 1. Gene Ontology annotation, biological process: rRNA base methylation. The record is from RefSeq and is a predicted model, not a curated record. Gene Ontology annotation, molecular function: rRNA (uridine-N3-)-methyltransferase activity. NCBI's taxonomy places the organism in Eukaryota, Metazoa, Cnidaria, Scyphozoa, Rhizostomeae, Rhizostomatidae. Gene Ontology annotation, cellular component: cytoplasm.
AAGCCACAGUUAAUUUACGUGUGUUUAUUGUUGUUUCACCCUAGUCUUCAACGUGGAUUGGGGCAAGCUUUGCACUCGAACAAGGACAGUUUUUUUACCGGAAAAAAAUCCCAGAAUUUUGAACACAUCAUUGCAAUUGCGUCUGCAAGACAAAUAGGGAAUGGCUGUUUAACCAACCUUAUAACUUUCUGUCCAGUGAGUAGUAACCAGUAGCCGCACCUAACGACACGACAAUUUCUGUCCCAUACGAAAACACGAAAAACAAAAACAAAAACAAAAACAAUGAUUGACGAAGUACCUCAUUGCGAAGAACUGAACAGUGGAAAGAGAGGCUAUUCCAAUAAGGCUUCUAACCGCUUCGCAUUUCAUGUGGAUUGUUACUACUGCAUUUCAGAAAAAAUGGUUGUAAGAUGACCAGAUAUAUACUAAUUCUAGGUGAUGGAAACUUUUCCUUUUCACUUGCAUUAGUAAAAGACAGAGAAUUGUUCUUAAAGAAGUAUUGGCAAUGCAAUUUUGAUUCAUUGGUUGCUAGUCAGGAAUCGAAAGACAAUGACGAGCGUUGCAGGAAAGGAGAUAAUAAAAUCGAAUAUUUUGCGACAUCAUAUGACCCUGUGGAGACUCUAGCACAGCAUGAAAAUUCACGCGAAAAUAUUAAGGCUUUAGAAGAGAUAGGGGAUGUUCGUGUUCUUCACAAAGUUGAUGCUAAAAACUUGCAUGCUACAUUUCAAAGGGCAGCAGACGGGACAGAGGGGCUUGUUUUCUCUCGAGUCAUUUUUAAUUUUCCACAUGUAGGCGGAAAAUCAAAUAUAAAGGGAUGUAAAAGUCUUCUAAAAGAUUUCUUUUCUAGUGUAAUAGAGUUUGUUGAUGAAACUGGUCUUGUUUUUGUCACACUUUGUAAAGGACAAGGAGGUAUCCCCACUGACGCUUCAAGAAAUGGUUAUGGUAAUUCAUGGCAAGUGGCAUCUCAGGCAUCUGAAGCUGGUUUUGUAUUGUGCAAUGUGAUACCCUUUGAGUCAAUAGCACCCCUAGGCUAUGAGCCAGCUGGCUACAGAGGGAAUCUUCACAAAGGCUUUAUAGAAAAGGAAUCAUUAACAUAUGUCUUCAAAAAGGAGAAAAGAAUUGUUUUACCAAAUUUUCUCAACUUCAGAGUUGGAGAAGAACUUAUAUUAGAAGCUGAUGAUUUCCUGUUGAAUGAACUGACGAAAUGGAAUCCUUUCAAAAUGUCGUGGCAUCCACUGCUGAAUUCUUUGUCAAAUGUGCUAUGUGUUUUUGACAACUUGUAUGGUAGCUGUCACUCAAAUGGAACAAGUCUUAGCAGUAUAAACAGUGAUUUUAACAUUUAUGUUAAAAGCAGUGCUAAUCCUGACUUGCUCAGUUUUUUGAACGAUCAAUGCCAGAAUACCUCUCUGAUCUCAUUUGGGUCCUUGUUUAUUGACUCAACCACAACAAUUUCUCCAGAGUCGUACCCUGUUACACCAGAAAUUGUGAUUGUGGAUUCAUGCUUGAAAUACAAUUCAUUGUCAGAAGUUGCAACUAAAGUUUAUGUUGCAUUGGAAAAUGUUUUUGGUAACCAUGAUAUUUUAUGGUCUUUGAGUGAAUCUUCAGGUCCCAUCUUGACAAGCAAUCCUUUUCACAAGCAGAUGGUCAAUGCAGAUAAAUUUGAUUUGAAUAAAAUCCCGUAUUUUCUUGAGGACAUGGACAUGGAAGCCUGGUUGUCAUUCAGACCAGAGUUAACAAUAUCAAAGGAACAAAAAACAAAUUGUGAUUCACAUCUGAAGUAUUACAAGGUUUCAUUGGAAGAAUACAACAUGAGUGAUAGAGAAAAAGAUUAUUUCUGUUUAGAGAGCAUGCAAACCUUUUCGUUCUCCGCUUGUUUUGCAACUGAAUCACCUAUAUAUAAUAUUAAAAUAAAUAAUAUGCCUGUUGUAAGCAUAGGCAUUUUGAAAAUGAAAAGAGAAAUACAUGGUUCUACUAUUGCGAAAGAAAAGAAAUAUCCUACAUUCCUUACCAUUAUAAGACCAGAUCUUCUUUGUAUGGCAUUGCUGAAGAUAAAGGACAUAAGAUUACUUUGGUUGAAAGACAAAGUUUUCUUACAAAGCCUGACGUAUUGCAUGGUAAAUGGAUCGCAAACGCCAGUCAAAGUCCUGUACCCGCUUUGUUACCGUCAUGAUAUAUGCUUCUGGGUCAGAGGAGGUGAAAGCGAGAGUGUUCUCAGGGCUGCUCUACGUCGAUGUUGCCUGGGUAUGGUUCACAGUGUCCGAUUGCUGAGAGUGUUGUGUCAUGAGGAGAGUGACUUACUUAGCUUUUGCUAUAGAAUUAUAUAUAGUCGUUGUGAUGGACCGCUUUCUCAUAGAGAAACUGUCGAACUGCAGAACAAACUGAGGUUGCUGUUGAUUGACUUGAAAUUUGACCUCAGAUGAGGUCAUUUGCUUUGGAAAAGGGACUCGUCACUGCCGGAUCUCCCUCGUCUUGAAGGAAACCAUUGAGGAUGCAGACCAAGUGACCCCCAAGCAUUCAAUUGAACAAGACUACUGAAUGCUCAUGGGUCUACUUUGUUGUAAACGACACCUAGUUCGUUGACUACCUCAAAGAAUAAUGUAGUAUUAGUGACACCUUCAAGAAGCUGUAACAAUUUUGCCAGAAACGUAGGAUCUCUAUUUGAUCACUCUAUUUAGCCCGCGCUUUAUUUAAUAGGCCCCACUCCUCCACUUGAAAUAAGUCCCAUUCCAUGAUAUCCUCAUCUGGUGUCAGGACCAAAAGGAAAGUAUAGAGAUAGAUCAAUACGAAGCUAUGAUAUGUUUCUGCAUAUUGUUGAAAAUUGUUAAAAUAUUAUUGUUUGUCAAAAUAAUUCAAAAACUGCCAAGAAUGCAAAUAUAUCUCUAAAGAAAUUGUCAAUGAUCUGGCAGUCGAUUUAAGAAACGGAGAAAGUGAAGUUGUUGUAUCAACUAUCAUAUCUCGAGGUGACAAUUCAACGUUAAAUGCGAAAGCAAAAUCUGUAAACAAAGAAAUGAAAACUCUGUGCGGAGCAAAAGAUUUAGAUUUCAUCGAGCACCAAAACAUCGAUACAACUAAGCACCUGAAUGGAAGUGCUUUGCACCUGACUAAAACGGGCACAGUCCUUCUUGCCAAUGACCUCUCAAGGCUCAGUGGUGUGAUGAUUGGACUCACAGCUAAAUUUAAUAAACACACAGCUAAGCAAAUUCACCCUACUUUAGAAAAUCGAAAUCCACAUGAAAUUGCUAUUUCUGAUACCGAAGAUAUUAACCCCCUUGCCAGACUAUCAACUUUUAGGAACAAGAAUAAAAGAUGCCUAAUUUUAGCUCAUCUGAAUAUGAUAUCAAUCCGAAAUAAAAUCUCAAAAUUCUCAAUCUCAAUAUCCUGAACGCUUUUAAACCAAAUUAGAAGAAUCCUUUCCAACUACACUCAUUUUUUAUAAGAAACAAAGGUUGAUGUUGAGUACUCCAGUUUCCUAAUGUUCUUGAAAUUUCAAUACUCAUUGUUUCUGAAGAAUUUCUUUAUUAUGAUGUCAUGAAUAAUGCUAUGAAAUGUUCGCGGCCUUUUUAUCACGUCAAGAGAUUCGCUUAAGUUCUAAUGCUGUAUUUAGAUCUGGAAAGUAUGUUUUUUCCUUGUGUCUUAGGUUCUAAGCCAACAGUGCAAUCAUGUUCUGGAUUUUACGAAGUUUCGUUGUUCUCAGUUUUAUCACGAUUUAAUAGUUUCUUAAUUUUUUUGCUUCGAGUACUGAAGUUUCUUAAUUUUUUCUGACUAUCCAGUACUCGUUUCUUAUAGCCAGUUUCUUAUGAAAAAUUGAGUGUAGUCGAUUUUUAAUUGAUGGUUUCAAAGGACCUUUCCAUUAAGAUAGAAAUGCAAACGGUGGCCGGAUUCUUGUAUCUAUCAGAGAUAAAAUUCCAGCAAAUGAAAUCAAACAGGUGGACAUUCAAUUGAAUGUGUAUUAACGGAAAUUAAUGUGGGCAAGAAAAAAUGGGUAUUGAUCAUUACCUACCAUCCCCUUUCUCGAUAUGAAAAUUUUUUCUUUGCAGAGAUGGGCAAAGUGCUUGACCAACUUACUCUUUGAUACCAAAACUUUGUCAUUGUUGGAUAUUUAAAUUCGGAAGAGAUAAAUCGCGAAAUAAGCAAUUUCAUGGAUAUCUAUGGGUUAAAAAAUUUGAUGAAAAGUCCCACUUGUUAUAAAUCUGCUGACAGUCCCUCUCGGUUGAUAUGUUUCUAAUGAAGUAAACCUCUGGCUUUACAGCAAAUACUACAGCAAAGAGGUGGGAUUGUCUGAUUUUAAUUUGAUGAUAUUAACAGUGUUUAAGAGUGAUUUUCUUAAAAGAGGUCCGAAGAUUGUGACAUACCGAGACUACAGUAAAUUUUAUCCUAUAAAGUUUCCCAAUGACCUUAGAAGCAAUCUAGCUAAGAACAGCGAAGCAUACUGAAAAUUUUACAGUAUAUUAAAACUGUAUUUCUGUUGUCGAAGAAGUUCUGAAUAACCAUGCACCUCUGAAACAAAGAUAUUUACGCGUAAAUGAUGCACCUCCGGUGCUCCUUUCAUGACGAACACUUUAAGAACGGAAAUUAUGCUCCGUACACAGUUCCAUAACAGGUUAAAGAGGCAUUAUGCUUUGAAAACUGGACCGCUUGUUUAAAGCAAAGAAACAGGGGUGUUAAAAUUCUGCGACAAGCAAAAACAUCAUACUAUGGUAACCUUGAUAUAAACUCUGCCACUGACAAUAAAAAGUUCUGGACAACUGUAAAGCCACUUUUUACUGACAAGGUACAAACCUCUUCAAGUAUUACGCUUAUCGAAAAUGAAAAGUUUAUUACGAAUGACAGUGAAACAGCUGAGAUCCUUAAUGAUUUUUUCAUAAAUAUCACAAAGACUAUUUAAAUUAACCCAGAGGUGGCGGAAAUCUUCCGACAGAGGGGCUGGAGCUUCCGACAGGGGGCUAAAAUGACUAAAAUAAGCAGUUUUCGUACGUUAUUAUGUCAAAUUUGCUCCGACAAUAACCUCAAAUUUCCUCAGAUGGGAGGGGGCUAGAUGCUUCCGACGGAGGGGCUGUAGCCCCCCUUAGCCCUCCCCUGGCGCCACCACUGCAUUGCCCUUGGUCAAUGCACACUUAAUUCGAUAAACCAUUUGCUGGACCCUGUUGAAAUUGCUGUUUAAAUAUAUAAACAUCAUCCCAGCAUUCACAAGAUUAUGGAUAAAGUGAGCCAUGGCACAUUCUUCGAGUUCCAACCAAUUACUAUGGAGGCAGUCAAUGAUGAAUUAUCGAGACAAAAUCCAAAUAAUCGUCCAGAAUUUAAAGUAUUUCUCCGCGGAAACUGAAAGAAAACAAAGACAGUUUUGUAUCAUUACUGACAAAAUUUACAUUUAUUCAUUACUCCAAAAGCGUUUCCUGAAUCUCUUAGAUUAAGAGACAUACAUCAAGACAUACAUAACGCUAGAAAAAUCUCGUUUCAUUUCCUUGAUGUUGUUUGAGUACGAUUAUAAAUCAAAUACAUAUGAAUAUUCAGUUUCUGGUUCUCCUUCAUAAUUAACAAAUAAGAUUCACUGCUCAUCUUUACUUUCUUCUCUCUCGCCCUCUACACCCAAGUAAUUUGAGUUCUCUUUGGGCUAAACUGAUGCUUCUACUGGCUCUUUAAAAUUUCCCCAAUGGUUUCUUUCUAACGUUUCAAUGGUUUCAAAAGAGUAUUCAAAAUUGGAUAAAUUUAGGUAUGUUCAAAAUUGGGCGAGUUAUGGCGAAUG